Messenger RNA from Triticum aestivum (bread wheat), 1073 nucleotides. Its product is annotated as ubiquitin C-terminal hydrolase 12-like. NCBI's taxonomy places the organism in Eukaryota, Viridiplantae, Streptophyta, Magnoliopsida, Poales, Poaceae. Bases 243 to 896 code for a protein of 217 amino acids. The transcript has 4 exons. The record is from RefSeq and is a predicted model, not a curated record. Gene Ontology annotation, molecular function: protein binding.
GCUUCGCACCCCUGCAUAUAACAUGUACGGCGCCCCCUCUCUGAGAGGUAAGACGUUUUCCGCUUCGCACACAAGUGACUCCAAAGAACAAACAUGAUGUUCAAGUGACUCCAAAGCACAGUCAAGACGAUAAAGGAAAUCCAUAUGUUGCUCUUUCCCUCGGAAUAUCCCGGGUAUGCUUGGAGCCAGGUCACACCUUGCAUGCAGAUUUUGAGUUGUCUAUAUUCAACAAUUCAAAAGGAAUGUACUGUGGAUCCAAAGCUAGCUACAACUUCGAUGACAAGAAUAUGUACUCGAACAAGGAAUGCUUGAUUUCUCUUCAGGAGUUACUGAAAUCAUCUGCUUUUCUAGUGGAUGAUAGCUGUGUCUUUGGUGUGGAUAUAUUAAAAAUUGAUGUCUCUUCUCCUGAAAAGAAGUCCGUUGUGGUACAAAAGAAGGCUACCACAGUUGAGAACCUCUUUGUCCAGAAGAAGGGAUUCAUCAAAGGGACAUACACUUGGACCAUGAACAAUUUCCUAGAAUUGGAGUCUCAGCAAUUUGUCCGCUCUCCUACAUUUGAAGUUGGUGGGCAUAGAUGGCACAUCGGCAUGUAUCCGCAUGGUGACAAGCGCAGCACUGAUUACCUCAGCAUGGCUUUGUGCCUGGACUCCUCGGAUGAGCUCUUUAUUGAGUCCAGAAAGGUGGUUCAAAUAACUCUGUCCAUCCUCGACCAAAAGAGUGGGAAAUACUUCACGAGAACUACAGGUCUCGUGCCAUGUAUAUGUACAGAAGGCUGGGCAUGGUACAACUUCUUGCCACUCAAGAAACUCAAGGAUAUGUCCAGAGGGUAUCUUAUAGAAUCAAAGUGUGUCCUCAAGGCAGAUCUCACUAUCUUUGGAUCAUCCAAUGACGGCUAGAUCUUUACCUUGUGGCCUGAUGCAGAGUUAAUACGCCUUCAUCCUACUACUAGUUAGAGUUAUUCUUUCAAAAAAAAACUAGUUAGAGUUACAUAUAUGAGAUGGUCUGAUUUGUUUGAUGUUCUUAAACUUCUUAUUGUAUUCAAGAUGAACUAGUUUACAACAAGUCAAAGAAAU